GUUGAGUCCCCCAGCUGUCACUUCUCCUCUGACCCUGCGGUGCUCGUCCGUCGGUCUCUGCCGCCGACAUGGGUCUGAUCACAGGCGUCUGUGCCUUCUUGUUCCACUUACCUCAGAUCUACAAAUGGCUGCUGAAGCCCUACUACAUCACGUCGAUCUUCAUGACCGUCGCCUUCCCGCUGCUCCGAAAGGCGCCCGGUGUGUGCGAGCACCUGGCGACCCAGCGGGAGGACGGCAACUCCUGCGACUUCGACUGGAGAGAGCUGGAGAUUCUGAUGUUUCUCAGUGCGAUAGUGAUGAUGAAGAACAGGAGAGCCAUCACACUGGAGCAGCACGUGGGCAACUUGUUCCUGUUCAGCAAAGUAGCCAACGUCAUCCUCUUCUUUAGGCUGGACGUCCGGCUCGGCAUCCUCUACCUCGCUCUGUGCGUCGCAUUCGUCAUGACCUGUAAGCCACCUCUCUACAUGGGCCCAGAGUACAUCAAGUACUUCAGUGACAAGACCAUAGAUGAGGAGCUGCAGCGGGACAGUCGAGUCACCUGGAUUGUUGAAUUCUAUGCCAACUGGUCCUCCGACUGCCAGUCCUUCGCUCCCGUCUUCGCUGACCUUUCUCUCAAGUACAACUGUGCUGGCAUCAGGUUUGGGAAGGUGGACAUCGGACGUUACGGAGAGGUCUCACAGAGGUACAGGGUCAGUACUUCCCCUCUGGCCAAGCAGCUGCCCUCACUGCUGCUUUUUCAAGGCGGGAGGGAAAUAAUGAGACGUCCAAUGGUGGACAGCAAAGGGAGAGCUGUAUCUUGGACCUUCAAUGAGGAGAACAUCAUCCGAGAGUUUAACCUCAACGAGCUCUUCCAGAAAUCCAAGAAGCUGAACAAAGGCUCGAAGGGAGAGGAGCAGAAAAACUCCCAGCUGGAGGAGGACAGCAAUGAGCUCCACCAAGACGACAACACUCCAGAGCAGCCCACAGAGAGCAAGAAAGACCAGUGAGGUGAAGAGGACGAAUCAGAAAGGGGCUGCAGGAAGUCCCUCCUCUUCUUCCAACAUUGCCAUGCCUUGCAUUGCUGCUCAAGUCCAGAAUAUUAUGAAACGGAGAGAUGAAGAAAUGGUUCAACCACAUCUAGAUGUCAUCACUGUGGUAAAUAACCACCAUGAAAAGCUGGGUAUGCUGGGUAUGAUGCAUAUGAUGCAGUGUGGUUUGAAUGCAGUCGUGCAAAAGAUCAAGCAAAUAUUUUAGGGUGUUUUUUAAAUUUAUUUGACAACGAAUGCCUUUUUUGUAAAGAUUGGUUUUUUUGGAUAGUGUCAGCAACUUCUUACCUCUGCGUGUAAACCUGCGCUGCCUGUAUUUCUGAACUUGUUUAACCGAUAUAACAGAAGCCAAAGUGAAAACUGCGAGGUGAAACAAAUAAGUGACUGCACAGUUAAGAUUCAUGAGCAUUCAGUUUUUCAUCAGAUUGACCUUUUUAUUCUGAAAAAAGUUUUUUUUUUUUUUUUUUAGAAAUUCUUGAUUAAGGCCUUUUUGGAAAUGUCUUUAAUGUACUCGUUACAGAUAUUUGUGAAACUUGUUGCAUUCAUCACAGCCCACAAUGGCGAUAUUUUAUCUCACGUAGAAGUAUACUAUUCUCACAAGUGUUCAAUGGUCACCAUCCUUGGCCAAGAAGGAAUAAAGUAACACUGGUUCUCUA
This is a messenger RNA of Scophthalmus maximus (turbot), 1681 nucleotides long. It is a transcript of the gene tmx2a, whose product is annotated as thioredoxin-related transmembrane protein 2a. Gene Ontology annotation, biological process: brain development. Gene Ontology annotation, cellular component: membrane-bounded organelle. The coding region runs from base 69 to 986 and encodes 305 amino acids. The transcript is spliced from 8 exons. Gene Ontology annotation, molecular function: disulfide oxidoreductase activity. NCBI's taxonomy places the organism in Eukaryota, Metazoa, Chordata, Actinopteri, Pleuronectiformes, Scophthalmidae. The record is from RefSeq and is a predicted model, not a curated record.